Kalmanozyma brasiliensis GHG001 is the source of this 894-nucleotide messenger RNA. Its product is annotated as ATPase, V1 complex, subunit D. The record is from RefSeq and is a predicted model, not a curated record. The coding region runs from base 1 to 894 and encodes 297 amino acids. Gene Ontology annotation, biological process: vacuolar acidification. Gene Ontology annotation, molecular function: proton-transporting ATPase activity, rotational mechanism. NCBI's taxonomy places the organism in Eukaryota, Fungi, Basidiomycota, Ustilaginomycetes, Ustilaginales. Gene Ontology annotation, cellular component: fungal-type vacuole membrane; vacuolar proton-transporting V-type ATPase complex. The transcript has a single exon.
AUGUCCUCCGGCAAAGGUCAGCGCGAAUCCGUCUUCCCGACACGUCAAGCGCUCGGUUCCGCCAAAACCCGGCUCAAGGGCGCCCAGACCGGUCACUCUCUGCUCAAAAAGAAGGCCGAUGCGCUCACCAAACGUUUCCGCACCAUCACGCACAAGAUCGACGAGGCCAAGCGGAAGAUGGGCAAGGUGAUGCAGCAGGCGUCGUUCAGUCUGGCCGAGGUGCAGUAUGCGACGGGCGACAUUGGGUACAUCGUGCAGGAGAGUGUCAAGUCGGCGAGCUUCAAGGUGCGCGCCAAGCAGGAGAAUGUGAGCGGUGUGAUAUUGCCUGCCUUCGAGGCGGAUAUCAAGGAGAAGAGCAACGGAAAUCAGGGAAGUGGUGGCGAGUUUGCCCUCACCGGUCUCAGCAGAGGUGGUCAGCAGGUGAACAAGGCACGAGAGAUGUACACUCAGGCGCUCAAGGUCUUGGUCGAGCUGGCGAGCUUGCAGACCGCAUUCGUGAUUCUGGACGAGGUCAUCAGGAUGACCAACAGGAGAGUCAACGCUAUCGAACACGUCAUCAUUCCAAGACUGGAGAAUACCAUCAGCUACAUCGUCUCCGAGCUGGACGAGGCGGAUAGGGAGGAGUUUUUCCGGUUGAAGAAGGUGCAGGCCAAGAAGAAGGACAAGGCCGAGGCUGCGGAUCGACAGAAGGAAAAGAAGAAGGAUGAUGACGAUGAAGAGGAGGACGAGGAGGGUGGUGAUGAUGAGGGCAGGAGGAAAAAGAAGGACGAUGACGAUGAAGAGGAAGACGACGAUGGGCAGUACAAGAUGCAGGAGGCCAGCGAAGGGGGUGCAGACGACGAGCGCAGCAAGGACAUGCUCUCAGGCGGCAAGGACGAAGAUGUCAUUUUCUGA